Messenger RNA from Catharus ustulatus (Swainson's thrush), 468 nucleotides. Its product is annotated as C-C motif chemokine 4-like. Lineage: Eukaryota; Metazoa; Chordata; Aves; Passeriformes; Turdidae. The record is from RefSeq and is a predicted model, not a curated record. The transcript has 3 exons. Gene Ontology annotation, molecular function: CCR chemokine receptor binding; chemokine activity. Gene Ontology annotation, cellular component: extracellular region. Bases 1 to 294 code for a protein of 97 amino acids. Gene Ontology annotation, biological process: immune response; G protein-coupled receptor signaling pathway; positive regulation of GTPase activity.
AUGGGGACAGCAGCCAGGGUGGCCUGUGCCCUCCUCAUCCUCUCCACGCUGUGCUGGCACAGCCUGGCUCAGAGAGCUCCAGCCAUGCCAGACAAGUGCUGCUUCAACUUCCAGACCAGAAGGAUCAAGAGGGACAACGUGGUGGCCUGUUACCCCACCAGCCCCGAGUGCCCACACCAGGCUGUGAUCUUCAGGGUGAGGAAUGGGAAGGAGAUCUGCACCCAGGCCAGCAGGCCCUGGGUCAAGAGGUACCAGCAGAGCUUCCAAGUCAGCUCCUUCUCCAUCCCCAGCUAGCCAGGGGCUAGCUCCAUCUCCACCCCUGGGGACAGCAGGGACACCAGAGGGGACACUUCUGGAUGGAGCAGCUCACCAGGGACACCCUCCCCACCGUGGUGACCCUCCCUGAAGGCAAAGGGAGCCCAGCAGGAUGGAGUGACCAGACCCUGUGGUCCAUGGAGAGGCUGCACA